AUGGCUUCGGAUGCAGAAGGACACGUGCUGGGCAACUUCCAUGCGUACUAUAGCUUCAACCCGGUGCACGAACGUUUGCGGUUUAUGGACGUCCAGACGGCCAAUGCUCUGAGACGUGCGCUGCUUGUGAAGAAGGACAAGAGUGAAGCGACGUGCACCGUGCUCGACGUUGGCUGCAACGAAGGUGACCUGACGAUUGGCCUCUACGACGCAUUGAACGGACGUGCGACUCUAGUCGAUGCCAAUCAGAUCGACGAUGUGGCCAACUUUGACCUCAAAAACAUUAGCACGCUCAAUGAGCGCAUGCAGAAGGAAAAGAAACAGGUGGAAUACUUGAUCCAGGACGAGGGCGAAACCAGCCACCGCCGACGCUAUGUGUGCGAGCUACAGAUCGACGGCAAGACGAUGGGCCAUGGCGAAGGCGUAUCGAAGAAAGUAGCCAAGGCUAAAGCAGCCGAAGUCGCUCUACGCAUAUUGGAUGGUACGGACAGCAAGAUGCCAGGAAAGGAGACUUCCGACAAAAAAGUUGUCCCGGAGCUACUUUCACUAACGGAAGAGGAACUGGCAACGAGGAAGCCGCUCAUGGUUCUCGGUGUGGAUAUUGACGAGGUGCUGAUUGAACGUGCUGCCAAGAAGUCUGUGCUAUUGACAGAGGAAGACGCAGUGCAGUUUCGCCACGUUGAUGUCAUGAUGAGCAAGUUUAGCAAGGAAAUCGCACCGUUCUUGGAGCUGGCGCAGCGUUUAACAGCGGACCGGAAGUUUGACCUCAUCACUUGCUUUAGCGUGACGAUGUGGAUACAUUUGAAUAAUGGAGAUGACGGGCUAUGGAAGUUCCUCGAGACGGUUAGCGAUAUGACCGAGCACCUCAUCAUCGAGCCGCAGACGUGGAAAUGCUAUCGCAACGCGCAGAAGCGGUUGACCCGCAUGCGGGUUGAGGUACCCCAGUCCUUCCGCAAGAUCAAGGUGCGUACGGACGUCGUGGAGAAGAUUGAUGCGUUUCUGCUGGCUGCGGGCCGAUUCCGCUACAAGGCACAAUUGGGCAAGACCAACUGGUCGAGGAACGUCGUGCUCUACAGCCGCAAGACUGUGCCCGGGAUCACUUAUACCUCUUGA
Messenger RNA from Phytophthora nicotianae INRA-310, 1113 nucleotides. RefSeq lists its product as hypothetical. The record is from RefSeq and is a predicted model, not a curated record. Gene Ontology annotation, cellular component: cytoplasm. Lineage: Eukaryota; Oomycota; Peronosporomycetes; Peronosporales; Peronosporaceae. Gene Ontology annotation, biological process: miRNA metabolic process; negative regulation of pre-miRNA processing. Gene Ontology annotation, molecular function: RNA methyltransferase activity; O-methyltransferase activity. The coding region runs from base 1 to 1113 and encodes 370 amino acids. The transcript has 2 exons.